This is a messenger RNA of Octopus sinensis (East Asian common octopus), 2678 nucleotides long. Its product is annotated as probable ATP-dependent RNA helicase DHX35. NCBI's taxonomy places the organism in Eukaryota, Metazoa, Mollusca, Cephalopoda, Octopoda, Octopodidae. Gene Ontology annotation, molecular function: ATP binding; RNA binding. Gene Ontology annotation, cellular component: intracellular anatomical structure; catalytic step 2 spliceosome. The record is from RefSeq and is a predicted model, not a curated record. Bases 80 to 2176 code for a protein of 698 amino acids. The transcript has 2 exons.
AUUGUUUUCCUCGUUCACCGGUUUUCGCCGCCGGUGAAACACGAACUCAUGUCUUUGAUUUCGAAUCCAGACUGAAGUGAUGGCAACAACAACAUUCAAACCAAAGUUUUGGCGCCCUGGAGAUGAAGAUCCGAGAUCUGUCCUCCAAGAGGAACGAGUCUAUGAAAGUGGAGAGCAAUAUGCCGUCUAUAAUCCUUAUUUAUCGAUGACAAUUCAACAACAGAGACAAAAGCUUCCCGUUUUCGCUUUGCGAACUCACAUUCUUUAUUUGGUGGAAACGUAUCCUGUUGUUGUUAUCGUCGGUCACACUGGUUGUGGUAAAAGUACCCAGGUACCACAGUACCUGCUCGAGGCUGGAUGGGCUGGACAACGUUACAAGAUCGCUGUUUGUCAACCGAGGCGGGUGGCCGCAGUCACUUUGGCCAAAAGGGUCUCAGAAGAACGAGGAACAAUGCUCGGGGACGAGAUUGGUUUCCAUGUUAGAUUUGAUCAGUGUUAUGAUGCUGAGACGACAAGCAUCAUCUUCCUGACUGACGGAAUGCUGAUUCGAGAGAUUUUCUCUGACCCUCUGCUCACAAAGUACAGUGUGAUUAUGGUAGACGAAGCUCAUGAACGUACUCAACACACAGACAUCCUAAUUGGACUGCUGAAGAAGAUUUUAGCUCGACGCAAAGAUCUUCGUGUCAUCAUUGCUUCUGCGACACUUGAUGCUGCUGAAGUUAAAAACUUCUUCAAUACCAAUUUAACAGAUAAUCCCAAGUUGGACACUGCAACAAUUCUUAGUAUUGAAGGACGAGGUUACCCCGUGGACAUCCACUAUGCCAUUGAUCCCCUGCCAAAUUACGUCCAGGCAACUGUAGAGACAAUCCUAAAGAUUCACCAUAAUGAGGUCCCUGGGGACAUUUUGGCUUUCCUCACGGGUCAAGAUGAAGUUGAAACUGUUGUCCGUCAAUUGAUACAAGAAGCUAGAAGACUGGGCCAAGAUGUCAAGAUGAAAAUGAAAGUAUUACGAAUGUAUGGAAGCCUACCAGCAUCAGAACAGCUGAAGGUCUUUGACAGAACAGCAAAAACCACACGGAAAAUUGUGGUUGCUACAAAUAUUGCUGAGACUUCUGUCACAAUUCAUGGCAUCGUUUUCGUUGUGGAUUGUGGUUUUGUGAAAAUGCGUGCUUAUAACGCAGAAACUGGUGUUGAAAGUUUAAUCACUGUACCAAUAUCUCAAGCAUCUGCAGACCAAAGGGCUGGCCGGGCUGGCCGUGUCCGCCACGGGAAAACAUUCCGACUCUACCCAGAAUCAGAGUACAAUAAGCUGUCAGCAGCAACAGUUCCGGAAAUCCAACGCAGUGAACUUUCCCCUGUUAUAUUACAGUUAAAGGCCCUGGGUGUGAAAAAUGUGCUUCGGUUCAGUUUUCUCUCUGCUCCGCCUGCAAUAAAUAUGUUGCACAGCUUCGAGCUGCUCUUUGCACUUUCAGCCCUGGAUGAAGACGGGGAUUUAACAACACCUCUUGGUAUGAACAUGGUGGAAUUUCCUCUCUCACCAAUGUUUGCAAAAAUGCUCUUAACAGCUGCUGACUUUGAAUGCACAGAAGAAGCAUUAACGAUUGCAUCUCUGAUGCAGAUUGAAAAUGUUUUUGUGUCUCCGGGUAACGAGAAGAAAGCCGCAGAACGAGCGAAAACGAAAUUCAGCGUCCACGAAGGGGACCACAUCACUAUGGUCAACGUUUACAAUGCUUUCCUUGAACACAACAAAAGCAGCCAAUGGUGUGCAGAGAAUUAUCUAAACUUGAAGGGACUGAAUCGGGCUUGCAACAUACGCGACCAACUGAAACAGAUGUUAAGAAAGUUCAAAGUUCAGCUGGUGUCGUGUGGUAAUAACACGGAAUCGUUGCAGCGAUGCAUAACAGCAGCUUUCUUUGCAAAUGCUGCUCGUUUGCAUUAUGACGGCACUUAUCGCACAAUUCGAAACAACCAUUGUUUACACAUCCACCCGACGUCCGUCCUUUAUACAGACACCCCACCUAAGUGGGUGGUGUUUAAUGAAGUCAUACAAACGAACAAGGACUAUAUGCGAGAUAUCACAACAAUUCAACCAGGGUGGCUCUGUGAAUUGGCCCCACAGUUCUUUCAGUUUGGUACAGAAUCAGAAAUUGCCAAAAAAAGGGCCAAAUUUACUUGAAAUAUUUUCCCAUGAACCAAGACUGUUUUGUUUGUUUAGAUUUAUGUAAAGUGUUUGUUUCCCUUAAGCAAGUGGUUAACAACUUCACUUUGCAAUUACAGGCUUCUGGGUUCAAUCCUCCUGUGAGGUACCUCAGGGAAGUGUCUUCUCGACUCAAGCCCUCUCAGUGAAAUUCUAUUGACAGAAGGUGCAUGUGUCAGAUGCCCUGUGCCACUCCAACAACAGUAUACUCAGCCACAUCACCUGCUGCCCAUUUACUACCUUUUCCAGGGUCUCUUCCGUUGUAAAUACUAACAGCAAAACUUUGCUGUCCUUCUUGCACUGCACUCACACUCAGAAACAAACGUCUCGGGGGCUGCUCUUUCUCCUAGCUCUAAACCAUGUGUGUGUGCGUGUGUAGAUUUAUAUAUGUAUGUAUUCACACUUUAUACAUAUUUGGUUAUGUGUGUGUAUGUUCACGCAUUAUACAUCCAUGUAUCAGUAGAAUACAUAUAUAUUUCAA